Molecule: messenger RNA, 933 nt
Organism: Anthostomella pinea
Lineage: Eukaryota; Fungi; Ascomycota; Sordariomycetes; Xylariales; Xylariaceae
Source: the annotation of a GenBank genome assembly
AUGGCGAAUGACCUAGCGAGCCUGAAAAGUGUCACAUCUGACACUUGUCGCAUCUAUUCUGUCGACCGCCUUCUCCAGAAUAGAGGCAACCGGUUCUUCGUCUACCUUGCCACGGCAGGUGACGAGAGAUUCGUCCUCAAAAAUGUCACAGAACCUAGUUUCAUCACCUAUCAAGGCAUUUUUCAGGAUCUUCGCGGCUCCCAGUAUCUACGUGUCCCAUGCGACAAGGCCUCGGAGCAAUCGAUCUUCGUAUAUAGAUACUUCAGCGACCAUCUCCUCGAUCUGGCUGAGGAGCAGCUGCCCCUCCCAACUACGAAGCGCAUAUUGAAAGACGCAUUGCGUGGGCUUGCAUAUAUGCACGACCGGGACAUCGUACAUACCUAUAUCAAACCGGACAAUAUCCUCAUUCGGCGGAAGGACCUCAACAGUAUUGCUGUAGAGGAAGUCCAGCUCGCCGACUUGGAAGACUCUGCACAUGUAUCCGUCGACUGCGCUAUCUUUGGGAAGCAGGUGGGCAACUGGAUGUGGCGUAGUCCCGAGGCACACGCAUCGGGUCCCGUGGAAAAGCCCACUGACAUGUUCUCCUUCGCUAUUGUGGCUGUACACCAAGAUACCAUAUUCUUUAUAAGCGAAGAUAAGCUCGCGGAAGGCGAAGACGUGUUGUCUCGUGUACUGGAACGUCAGAUAUCCUACUUUGCCGAUGCGGAGGGGUUCUCUGGGCUGAUGCACCACCUCGGCGAUAGUCUCCGGGUUGAGGAUUUCAAAGUCGCUCUGGAAUGCUCCAACGAAGACAAUCCGCUCAAACCAGUAGCACUGUGGGGUCACGUUGAUCCUGACCUGAGGGACCUUGUGGGACGGUUGACCAACUUUGAUCCGGCCAAGCGGCUCACUGCGCGUGAGGCACUGGAUCACAGGUGGUUCAGUGAAACCUAG